Molecule: messenger RNA, 768 nt
Organism: Penicillium diatomitis
Lineage: Eukaryota; Fungi; Ascomycota; Eurotiomycetes; Eurotiales; Aspergillaceae
Product: ATG3/ATG10 family protein
Exons: 4
Coding region: 1-768 (255 amino acids)
Biological process (GO): macroautophagy; protein lipidation; protein modification by small protein conjugation
Cellular component (GO): intracellular anatomical structure
Molecular function (GO): Atg12 transferase activity
Source: RefSeq, a predicted model, not a curated record
AUGAUGCUCAACUGCGAUGCAGUCAAAAGUUCCGCCUCCCCGCUGUCCGCUUUUCCCUUCCUCACAGCGGAAGAGUUCAAUUGCGCCUGUCACAAAUUUGCCGAGCGAGCGCGCAGCUGCACGGCCGCCCAAGAGGAUGGAGGAUGGUCGUCGAACCAUGACCUUUUCAGCCUCAGAGUGACCAAACAUGUCGAGGUCCAAGCUCCUGCAUCGGAGGAUGCAGAUCUACGCGAACUGUCGAGACCUACUGUGCCAGCUACGUCUCGGUCUAUGACUGCAUCGACGCAGACAGAUGUACAAGUUCGCGAUGCACAAGACGCGGACGAAGAACCCGAAGAAGAGGAAGCAAAAGAUCCGGAAGCAUUGAUUCGCACCAAUCUUCGACCGACUCUGCAGCUGGAUUAUGACAUUGUGUUAUCCCAAACGUAUCAAGUUCCCGUCUUGUAUUUCACGCUCCGAUGGCACAAUGACUCCAGCCCCGUGGGUCUCGACACGGUCUAUCAGUAUGUCGUUCCGCAGCAGUACAGACAGCAGUUGCAGAGUGUCGGUGUCAUGGGAGGAAUCAGUCUCGGGUAUCAUCCAGAGUCUGGGGCCCCGGCUUUUUUCGUCCACCCGUGCAACACCGCAGACGCCAUGACACAUGUGGCAGAUGAACGGCUCAUCACGGGCGAGACAUAUCUUCUCGUCUGGCUCGGCCUCGUAGGUCAAUCCGUGAACCUGCACGUUCCCCGCGAGAUCGCGCUUGGGAAUGGGGCCAGCUCAAGCUAA